UGUUUACUCUUUACGCGGGAAGUAAAGACGCCGGAACCUCGACGGGAAAUCAGAAGUGCCCACCAAGAAAACCAGAUAAGCAGCAGCAAAAUGGUCGAGCGCAUCGAGGAUCUUAACCUACCGAAUGCCGUGAUUGGCCGGCUCAUCAAGGAAGCACUGCCGGAGUCAGCUAGUGUCAGCAAGGAAGCGAGAGCAGCGAUCGCCCGAGCGGCAUCUGUGUUUGCCAUCUUUGUGACAUCCUCGUCGACGGCGUUGGCCCACAAGCAGAACCACAAGACCAUCACGGCCAAGGACAUUCUACAGACCCUCACCGAGCUAGACUUCGAGAGCUUUGUGCCCUCCCUGACGCAGGAUCUUGAGGUCUAUCGAAAAGUGGUCAAGGAGAAAAAGGAGAGCAAGGCCAGCAAGAAGGACUCCAGCACUGUCGAAAAUGCCAACGCCAGUUCCACAGCCGCAGCAGCAGAGGAAGCCGCCGAGUGAUUGCGAAUAGGAGAAACUAUACGGAUCAGUUAUCCUCUUUAGUCCUUAAGAACAAAGCUAGUAUUAAGCAUAAACAAAGCACAUUAAACAUAAGCAUUAUCUAUGAA
Drosophila sechellia is the source of this 587-nucleotide messenger RNA. It is a transcript of the gene Chrac-14, whose product is annotated as DNA polymerase epsilon subunit 3 Chrac-14. Gene Ontology annotation, biological process: leading strand elongation; DNA damage response; heterochromatin formation. Gene Ontology annotation, molecular function: chromatin DNA binding; protein heterodimerization activity. The record is from RefSeq and is a predicted model, not a curated record. Bases 91 to 480 code for a protein of 129 amino acids. NCBI's taxonomy places the organism in Eukaryota, Metazoa, Arthropoda, Insecta, Diptera, Drosophilidae. The transcript has a single exon. Gene Ontology annotation, cellular component: epsilon DNA polymerase complex; CHRAC.